Molecule: messenger RNA, 929 nt
Organism: Raphanus sativus (radish)
Lineage: Eukaryota; Viridiplantae; Streptophyta; Magnoliopsida; Brassicales; Brassicaceae
Product: protein LAZY 3-like
Exons: 5
Coding region: 283-810 (175 amino acids)
Biological process (GO): regulation of growth; gravitropism
Source: RefSeq, a predicted model, not a curated record
GCGAUUUUGGUGAACCGACAUUCAACAAAGUCAACAAAGAUGGGUUCAGGGGCUCGAGAUGGUGACUUGAAGUUAAUAUCGAGGGUUCAUGGGAACUUGAGCCCAUUUCUGGAUUUGCUGGCUCUUUGCUGGCUUCAGGGAUUUUGUGUUUACAGUGUCUUUAAAAACAUGGGACCACUAUCCUCAUCUUUUUAUCUCCUAAAGGCUAUUCAAGGAGAUAAAAAGAUCAUUGACAGAAAAAGAAAUUUUUUUGGACACACAUAUUUAUUUGCCUCUUGAAACAUGAAGAUUUUUAGUUGGGUUCAAAGAAAACUUGGUGGUAAGAAGCAUGAGUCAACUUCAGAUUGUCCUCAAGAAUCAUCAGGACCUGAUUUGAGUAAAGACCUCCAAAGCUGGGCUCAAGACGAAGAAACCUUCUUAGCCAUUGGAACCCUUGGAAACAAUAUCUGCACCAAGAUAGAAAAAGAAGAAGAAAAUGUUUCUAGCAAAGAUCUUACUGCGAUUAAUGCAGAUGUUAUUAUCAGGAAGAAGAAAUCGCUCUCUUUUCUUCUCAAGAAGAUGUUUGUUUGCACAAGCGGCUUCAAAACUCCACCUCCUCUUCUUGAUUUGUCUAGAGGAGAUUCAUUCCCAAAUACACGAAUGGAAAAGAUGUUAAGGACAAUCCUCGACAAGAAGAUACAUCCACAACGUUCAAAUGCUACAGCAAAAAAGUAUUUGGAGAAUCAUAAGAUUAUGGAUGAAGCUCGUUCAAGUGUCGACGCCAAUAAAUGGAACAAGACGGAUUCUGAAUAUAUUGUAUUGGAGAUGUAGAUAUCAACCAAUAUGCUAAAUGAACCUGAUUGAUUGCCAUGGUAAUAAUAGAGUGGAAACAAAACCAAAGUACAGCUACAGCUUCAUAUGGUUCAUAUGUAAGGUGUUGAAGUAACAAA